Molecule: messenger RNA, 1621 nt
Organism: Cannabis sativa
Lineage: Eukaryota; Viridiplantae; Streptophyta; Magnoliopsida; Rosales; Cannabaceae
Product: peroxidase 31
Exons: 1
Coding region: 329-1330 (333 amino acids)
Biological process (GO): hydrogen peroxide catabolic process; response to oxidative stress
Molecular function (GO): peroxidase activity; heme binding
Source: RefSeq, a predicted model, not a curated record
ACUAUAAUUAAUAAAUAAAUAAACAACUAAUUAGUCAACAAAAUUCUGACUUAAUGGGACACGAACCUAAAAACCUGUUUAAUAAAAUAAAUAAAUCAAUCCACGCGCCAUGAGAUUAAAGUGAGGCCUUAUCUCCAAACAACACGCUUCCCGUGAUUGGAGGAAAAUAAGAAAGAGUUUCCCCACUCUCACUUUCUCUCUCUAAAAUUUACCAAUCUCUCUCUCUAUCUCUCUAUAAUCACAACCCACUCAUUCUCUCUCUAAAAAUACUCUGUCUUCUCUUUCAGUGAAAGCUGAGGAGUUGAGCUAAGCUUUCUUUCUCUCAACAAUGGCGGCUUCACUGCUCCACCUUAUCACCAUCAUUCUCGUUACUUCUUUAGCUCUUCCAAGCUCGCAAGCUCAGUCCAGGUCCACCAAGCUAUACCCAAACUACUACCGAAGAACCUGCCCUAGAUUCGAGCAAAUCAUCCAAGACACAGUCACCAACAAACAGAUCUCCAGUCCAUCCACUGCCGCUGCCUCUCUCCGGCUCUUCUUCCACGAUUGCCUCCUCAACGGUUGCGACGCCUCCAUUCUCAUUUCAUCUACGCCCUUCAAUACCGCCGAGCGCGACGCCGAUAUCAAUCUCUCUCUUCCCGGUGAUGCAUUCGACGUUGUCGUUCGGGCCAAGACCGCACUCGAGCUAGCUUGCCCUAACACCGUCUCUUGCGCUGAUAUCCUCGCCGUUGCGACACGUGACCUCGUUACUAUGCUCGGCGGGCCUCAUUACAACGUUCUCCUCGGCCGAAGAGACGGUCGUGUAUCUAGGGCUUCCGAUGUUGAUGGUCACCUCCCUCGAACGACCGAUUCGAUGUCGCGAAUCAUUCAAUUGUUUGAAUCCCGAGGUUUCUCUGUACAGGAAAUGGUGGCAUUGAGCGGUGCUCAUACGAUUGGGUUUUCGCAUUGCAAAGAAUUUAGUAGUGGGAUCUACAACUACAGCAAAACUGCGUCGACUGAUCCCCAAUACAACCCUAGAUUCGCUUCUGGGUUGCAAAAAGCUUGUGCCGAUUACAAGAAGAACCCUACUCUCUCUGUAUUCAACGAUAUUAUGACCCCAAACAAGUUCGACAACAUGUAUUACCAGAACAUACAAAAGGGACUAGGGCUUCUGAAAACGGAUCACGGACUCCACAGUGAUCCAAGAACAAGGCCUUUCGUUGAUUUGUACGGGAAAAACCAAGAAAGGUUUUUUCAGGAUUUUGUUCGAGCAAUGGAGAAGCUUAGCAUUCUUGGAGUGAAGACCGGAAGUAAAGACGGAGAUAUUAGGCGAAGGUGUGAUCAAUUCAAUUAAAUUUGAGUGAGUUAAUCUAUAAAAUUAGUGCUUUGAUCAAGUUCAUUAAUCAAUUAAUUAAUUUAUAUAAAGAAAAAGUUAUUGUUGUUGGUAUUGAUUCAUGGGCUAUUCGAGUAAAGAGGGAAAGUUUCUCUGUUUAUGUGCAUCUUCUUGUUGAGGAUCAUAUAUCAUAUUUCAUCUGUAUACAUAAAAUGGUUUUGUAUCAAGAAGAUAUAUAUAUUCACUUUAUAUUAAGAGCUUAAAAGUUUAUACAAUAAUGAUAUUGAAAAUGAGUGAAGAGUGUCAUAAAAA